AUGCAGAGGGAUAUGUAUACUCUGAGGAGUAGGCCACUCCUCACCACUCAAAGGAGGCUCUCCACGCAAGAACCUCACAGGCCUCUUCUUUCGAGCCAAGGGAAGGAGAAGACAACACGCAGAGAAGGAGGAAGACGUCCAAGGCCAGACGCUCCAGCUCGACCACCGGACUCGAUCGAGUCCAAACAGAGGAAACUCAACUCGAUCGAGCUGAGGUCGAGUGACCUGGAGGAGCCCCUGUUUGAGAACCCUGGAUUCGAGUACGAUCCAACGCAGUACCAGGACUUCUCCCAGACCAACUGGACCCCUACAACAGCUUCGAGCAAGCACAGCUCCACCAAGGCCAAGGGAGCCACACACUUUCAAGAUGAAGAAGAGGAGGAAGAGGAGCCACAAGCUCGAUCGAGUGAGCCGCAAGAGGCAACCCCAGUUGCAUGGAGUGCUCCUGAUGGCCGUCUACCAUCUCCAGACCACGACCUAGCUCCCAGUUCUUUGGGGGGCACUGAGGCUAAGUUUGGGGGUGCCAACUCGAGCUCGAUCGAGUUGGGUGUAAAAACCAGAAAAGUGGUCUUUUGGAGCAUUCUGGAGCAUAUGGGACAUGAGGAGCAUGGAGGGACUUGGCACAUGGAAGCAGCUCAACUGGAUACGCAAAGGAAGAAGGGAGAAGCCAUCUUGAAGACCAGCUCGACCGUCCACUCGACCAACCGGUCGAGUUCCUCAACUCGACCGGCCAAGCUUCAACUCGAUCGAGCUGAGAAGUCAAAGUCAAACCCGAAAAAUGUUGCUUCCCCCUUGACUUUCCUUUGA
This is a messenger RNA of Microthlaspi erraticum, 807 nucleotides long. Lineage: Eukaryota; Viridiplantae; Streptophyta; Magnoliopsida; Brassicales; Brassicaceae. The record is from the annotation of a GenBank genome assembly.